Molecule: messenger RNA, 417 nt
Organism: Echinostoma caproni
Lineage: Eukaryota; Metazoa; Platyhelminthes; Trematoda; Plagiorchiida; Echinostomatidae
Source: the annotation of a GenBank genome assembly
AUGCAGCCAAUUCUAACCGCUGGUGGUUCCAGCAAACCGUCAGACUCGUCUGGUCCUGAGCCACAACUGCACCCCUGUGUGGACGCUGCAUGUGAUCUGCUGCUGCCACGUUUUGCUACCUAUUGCAGCACGAAACAAGGUCAGGACUUAUUUGGUGUGCCACCCCGUUUGGAUAAACUGCUGUCCACUCUACCCGAGGAUUUGGCACAAAUCCGUGAGACUCUGGCAUCCGAUUGGUUGGACAAUCCCUCCGACGGGACCGCGGAAGUCUCGUCUCGUCGUUGGAACACAUUGCGUGCCUUCCUUACCGAACGUGGCCGAAUGAAUGUACUCAAACAACUUGUUCUAACCUACACUUAUCCUCGACUCGAUGUCAACGUAUCUACCAGUGAGUGUGGCGAAUUCGGUCCGUUGUAG